Messenger RNA from Fusarium sp. VM40, 699 nucleotides. Lineage: Eukaryota; Fungi; Ascomycota; Sordariomycetes; Hypocreales; Nectriaceae. The record is from the annotation of a GenBank genome assembly.
AUGGGUCUUGAAUAUCCUCCCGUGGUCAUGGCCACCAUCCAAAGUGCUGCACUUGGUGGAAUUGCCAAUAUCUUGGCUCAAGUUAUCACCGCGUACAGAGCUGGGACAAUGCUUGCUUCUGGACUAUUCACUAACCAAAACGGCUUCCAGACUGAUGUUGUUAUAGACUGGGUCCCUGUCUUCCAGUUCUUACUCUUCAACGUUAUCUGCACUCCGCCCAACUUCUACUGGCAAGAUUUCCUCGAGUCGGCUUUCCCCGCCCAUCCCGCUGAGUCCCCUAAAACAGAGGAGGUUAAGGGCGCCAAAAAGACACAGCCCAAGCUCUCUGUCCGCAACACGCUCAUCAAGUUCACUCUAGACCAGACCGUUGGUGCCGCAGUGAACACUCUUCUCUUCAGCACAUACGUCCACGCUCUGCGCACAGCUAUCCAUCCUGUCCCCGUCAUAACCAGCCUCCCGAAGGCUAUUACCUACUGGACGGCGCCCGGUACUCUGAACUUUGACCGCGUCAACUGGGCUACUGUCUGGGAGGCUGCCAAGGCUGACUUCGCGCCUCUUGUCUAUGCUGGGUGGAAGCUCUGGCCUGCAGUAAGCAUCGUCAACUUUGCAGCCAUUAAGACUGUUGAAGGACGCAACCUUAUGGGUGCAUUAGCUGGCGUUGUCUGGGGAAUCUACAUGAGCCUGGUUGCCGCUCAGUAG